Messenger RNA from Physcomitrium patens, 6669 nucleotides. RefSeq lists its product as uncharacterized. Gene Ontology annotation, biological process: negative regulation of DNA-templated transcription. The record is from RefSeq and is a predicted model, not a curated record. NCBI's taxonomy places the organism in Eukaryota, Viridiplantae, Streptophyta, Bryopsida, Funariales, Funariaceae.
CCUUCCAAUCCCCAUGGUCCGAAGCCUCCUAUCGUUGCUUUCGAAUUCCCGAGCCCUAGAAGCUGCAUAGCUUGACGCCGUCGAGCGGGAAAAUGUGCUGAGGAGGACCAAGACGAAGCGAUAAUGCUAGCGAGCGAUGUCACGGAUACUGCCUGACAAUGCCGACGUUGAAAUGCCUGCAAAACAACUCUCCUCGGCGUCAGCAAUUCAGCAUCGGAUGCUCGUUGAGCAGUCUUGAAGGGAAGAAAGAGCGGAGUUCGUGAACACGAAUUCUUGUGAAUUGCUUUGUAGUGGUGUGGGAUCUGUGCUCCAUGGCGGAGUGAGAGCUUCACGCGCAAUCGUGCAUGGGAUGGCCGGUGAGAUAUCUCUUUUUCUUUCGAAUCGGUUUGGAAAUUUUUUAGCUGGUAUGUGAGCGCAUGGAGGAAGGGGUUCAUGAGCCGUGUUGUAGAGAGCUUUGUUUGGGGAUUUUUUUUAAUAGAUUAUUUUAUAGAAUUUUUUUUCUCUCUUCUCUUUAAAUGCUCUGUGUCUCCCAUCAUCGUCUUCAAGGCUAAUGCAUGCAGGAUGAGCCGAGCCUUAGAAGCCUUUAGGCUUAAAAAAAGGUUGAUGUUAGUCUUAAGUUUUUUAUUUUAUUUUUAUAAUUUUUAUUUUUAUCGUAGUAGAAAUUUAGGCCAUUUUCAAUUGUAGUCUCUAGUCUAGUUUUUAAAGAAGCAGUUCUAUGGAGAUUGAGAGGUUUUGAUUACAUGAGGACGUUCUGGUAUUUAAACGAAGUUUAGGCGAUAAUGUGAAUACUGAAUCAGUGUUUUAAUUGUGGUUUAAUUUCGAGUUUGAGGCUAGCAUGGCAAGAAUGAAUGAUGAGAAAUUGGUCGCAGUCAGUUGCCGUCAAAUGUGAAGGUUCUGGAGAUAGGUGUGAACAAUGCCUGGCUUCUUCUUCUUCCUCUCCCAGCAUUGGUUUUUGUGUGCCACUUUGUAGUGAUUACUGAAGUACAGACCCCGUUCGAAAGAUAUUUCUCUUCUCUUUCAUUCAGAGACUGAUAUCUCAAGAAGGAUGAUAUGUAGCAGAUUUUUCUUAGAAUCCAGGAGCGUGUUAGCGAUGAUGGUUGGCCAGAUUGUGCACUUUCAGAUUUUUUCUAUUUGUUCGAGGAAAGCAGCUUACAGAGAAAAGAUUGAAUUGAGAUUGUUCGGCAGAAACUUCAUUCAACGGAAUGAAACCGAUGCGAGUAUUGUUAUUUGAACGCUGAUGAGCUUCGCUAUUCUGGAUUUGAUGGGCAACGACGAGUAGUGCCAUACUGUGCAAACCAAUUUGCAGUCGACACUCCAAUUAACUAUCAUGCAUGUGGCAGUACUACUUAACCGGGUUGAUGAUGAAAUUGAUCCACAGCAUGAAAGCUGCGGGAGAAUUUGAUGUCCUUUUUAAAGCUGCAUAUACCAAAGCACGCGCAUUCGAAAUCCCGGAGAUCCAUGUUCCAGGUGCUCUUAACUUUACGCUUGGAGAGGUCCAUAAUCUGGUGGUAAGGCUAUCGUCUUUCUUCCACGGCAGUUACAGCUAGAUUCUGCAAAAGAUCUUAAGUUCUUGAUAUUGCCUAAGCCUUUCUGCCUUGAUGUAGGUUGCCUGGAAUCUCAGGAGUCCUAAUAUUAUACGAAGGAUAUGCUGUUGCCGUACCCAGUUACCAAGGUUACCGUCUGUUAUCAUCUUAAGUGGUGAAGCAAUUUUACUGCUUUUGGAGAUUCAGUAGCUGGCAAAGCAUCUGAGGAGAUUCUUCGCUUCACGUUUUCUACACACAAGAUGACUGAGUGUUUUCUUAGAAACCUACUGUGAAAAUAGUGUGUUCUAAGAUAGUCUCAUCCGCAUGUUUUUCUCCAGGCCUCUUCCAUCUUGAUCGCUACAUUUGUAUGAUAUGAUCCACUUUAGCCAUCUAAGCAAUAGUUUGCAUGAUUAAGUUUGUUGUCUACAUGACACUAGUAUGCAGAAUUGUUUAAGCAGUUGAUACUCCAAGCUCCUUAAUGCUUGGCCCAUGUGUUUCUUGCCAAUAUUCAGUUCCACCUAACGCAGAAGUCCCGUGGGCUUCUUAUGUUCACUUUGGAUACAGGUUGUCCGUAUUCAGUCUGCCAGGGAGAUAUUGUCAGGCGGCGGCUACAUUCGUUACAAUUGCCGCACUUCAUUUAUUCCUAAUUAGCCCGCAAGCUUAGAAGAUAGUUUAGGAAUCGCCUCCUAUGUAACAAUAACGUCACAUGAUUGAUUGAUUGAUUGAUUACUGCGUCAACGCUGACUAGCUCCGAAGCAGUCUCAGAUUCUAGAUCUGACAGUUCCUGACAGAAGCAAUCCCUUCGAUCUAAUUUACGCUGCUGUUCUUGGAUCAUCUUAACCACGGUCACGCCCGUCUCAUCUCAGAUUCUACGUAGCGCCGUAAAUAGAGUAACCUAGUUCACAUUUAAGUACUUCACAUAUCUUCAAACUCCCAGCUCACGUAUAUGAAGAUGCGAAGUAUAAAAAUUAGGCAAUAAUUAGUUGCUCAAAUGUCUGAUCAAUGGUGACGUUUUAAAAGAGUAUGGACACACUUGAUAGAGACUUUGCUGUUUCCCUUAAUAUCUUUUUCGAUAUCUCCGAAUCCAUUUUUUGAAAUUGUUGGAGGUUAUCUUUUCCAUGCGAUCUCAAAUACUACUGUACUAGUUUCCUGAUUGACUAUAGAUAGACGGAUUUUUGAGUGCAUUGCUCAUGUCACUCAGUCAAGACGCUCUCUUUCUCUCUUUUUUCGUCAUAUUUCGCUCGUCCCCCGUCAUUUAUGUUCUUAUUUCUUUUAAUCACAAAUGCCAGGUAUGUGCUCUCUACGUCUUGUAUGGUGCUGCGCGCAGAUAGUAAAUCCAGGUAAUCUCGUUUAUAAUCAUCACUUCCCCAUGUGCCUCAAACAGAAUUUUGCCUGAAGCCGAAGGGUUCUUUGUAACACUCUUCAUUUAAAAUGAAUUUCCAGACAUAAUGAUCCGAGUGCCUGGGAUCAGCAUCCGCACAAUACCUUCUUCAUCGAUUGUAUAGCAGGUGACGCCAUAGCAGUGCGUGUUUAACCUCGUGAGUAGCAGAAUAAUUCGACUGCUUUUAUAGCAUCGGCACACGGGGUAGGAAAUGCUCAGAGAGGCUGUAUCACGAUUGCUCUGAGUUUCAAGAAAAUGUAGUGGUCGAGAGUUUCAGAAAUGUGCAGACCUCAUCAAUGCCGCAGGAUUGUAAAGGAGUUUUUUUAAAAUUGCAGCGGAGUCAAGUAAUUCUCAAAGAGGGGGGAAGAAGGUGAUGUCACACACGAUAGGAUGGCGAAUGGCCGCCUGGUGAGAGGCAGCACGACAAGAGCGCAUGCAAAAAUGGCGCGUAAGGCCCUGAAAUUUCGAGCGAUGACGUGACAAGCAUCUCACAACAGCACUAAUCUUCCGAACGACGACAAUUGCGGAUGCCAAAGAGAAGCCUGUGGAAUCCGAUUCUACAUUGCCUAAUUUGGAACUAAGCCCUGUCGCUGUUCCCUCUGCAAGCAACCUGCGACUUGUUUGUAGGCAUGCUGGCGUUAGUGGCGGCGAUCGCCAGAUUCUUACCCGUAACCAUCAAGCGUGGAAUCGCUCGGAGCACACAUGACGUAUCUCUUUGGAGCUACCGCUGAAUUGGUUUUGAUUCUAGUUUUUGUUGAACAAGAUGGAUGCUUCCAGAGAGAAGUAUUUUCUGAUGAGUAAGAAAAUGUCCACCAAGGGCGCCGAAAAGUUAAGAGGAAAACACUUCUCUGCAGUCUUCCCAACUGUUUGGUUGAUUAAGCUUAGGUCUAUCUGUAGAAAUUCAAGGAGCCUGAAAGCGUCAAAUACAACUGAACUUGUCAUUCCUGACUCUUCGCUGUUUCUUCCUAAGGUCGUAGAGAACUGCUACAAACAUGGAGCACUGAAAUCUGGAAUUUAUACCUUCAGUCCUGUUCAACAUCCACAGGCCGUAACAAAUACUGAACCUUCCAAUCCAUGGCUUGAGUAUCGCGUUGCUAACGCGGUUACUGCUUCUUCAACUCAAGGCUUGAGGAGCAAGAUGGCAUCCUCGGAAGGAACCACUAGGUUUACUCCAUUGGCCUCUGUCGCCAACACUUCAUCCUCUAGAGCUUCUAUAUUUUCCAGAUGCUUGAGCAAGUUAACAUCCUCCUCAAGGCUAAGGGGCUUGAGCAAGUUGGUGGGAGAUCAAUCUGUUUCAAGGAAGAGAUCGAAUUCUUCGGAACAAUUCCGAAAGACCACUACCCCGACUCGAAGAGCGAGGUUCUCGGUAGGAUGUGGCAGCACUUCACGUCGACGUUCUCGCCGCAGCAGCCUGCAGCUAGAGGAGUCGGCACUGAUUGGGAUGGAUAUAGGUUCAGGGCUUGAUUGCAUUGAGGAAGGAAAGGUUUUUAAGGAUUCUUGGCCCACGAAAUCAAAGCCAUGGUUGACUGCGAAUCCAAUUCCAUGGAGCGGCGAGCCUAAAAAUGGCGAAGUGGUCAAGAAUCAAAUGGUCAUGAAGAAGUUUACUAGAAACAGGGAAGUCAGAGGAGUGAAGGUGAAGUCCCCAGUAAAAUUGAAAUCUGGGUGUAAUCCCACACUCGGUCAUCUGUUCUCUGCUGAAGCCGAUACAGAUUCCCCAAAAAAGAUCAACCCAGAAACUAAAGAAGAGCCAGAGGUUCUUAUUGACAACCCAAAGAUGUGUACUUUUCCGUGGAGGUCAACUUCUUUCGGUACUGAUUGCAACUUCAAGGCUCCUCGGUCAGGUUCUGAAUGUGGAUUUGGAUCAUCAGAAAGGAAACCAACAUCUUUCCUUUCAGAGUUCGAGCCACCAGCGACUUGCAAGGAAGGAUUAGAUGAUUGCAAUUUCUCGAAUGGUCAGAGCUUACUGAAGCAGAAAGUGCUUCCAGCUGAGUGGCUGCGUGAAGGCUCAAAGUCGUUGAGGGAUCAACAGAAGACUAACACGAAACUUAGGGAUGAAAGUGAAAUGAAGCUUCUUGCAUCUCUUCAUCAAGCUUUAGAUAGUAGCAAUCUUCAGAGGCUGAUUGGGGAUGAGGAUGACGGUGAUCCUGGUAAUGAAUCCAUUUUGAUCGGUUCCACAUGCGAGCCCCACAACUCGCCUGCGUUCGAGAGCUUUCUUGAAUCCUCCGCCAAGGCCUGGGGUGUCAAGUUUCCUAUUCACAGGGAUAAUUAUGCUAAGAGUAAUGAGUUAGGUUCCACCGGUGACAAGAGUAGAGAGCUGCAUUGCAUCACUGUACAGCCAGCAUCUCAACUCGAGGACCCGAGAGAACCAGCAUGUGAGCGGAACAGGGUAGAGAGAAAGAUUCCCCGUGCUGCACGAAAUAAUUUGUCCUGGAUCGCCAAGAGACAGAAAGCCAAGUACCCUGGUAACAAAAAGGUUUUUAAGAAGCCAUCCCCAUCUCGAAAACUUGUUCCAAAGGAUCUUCUCGAAGAGAGAAACAUUCUUGCGCAUUGCGAGGAGAGCAUGAUAGAUCCAGAGCUUCAUGAAGAUCUCAACCAUGCCAGAAGAAAGUUCAACGAGGCGAAAAGACGGACCAAGCAGCGGCGGUCAACGCAUAUAGCUUCUGUUCCCUCUCCACCUGCUCCUUCUACCAAGCAACUGGCAAGUGCUCCCAAGGAGAGAGUGGCUAUUGUGGUUGAAAGCUCUUACGAUCCUUAUAAUGACUUCCGCCAGUCCAUGAUUGAGAUGAUUGUUGACCAAGACAUUAAGGAAGCAGACGACUUGGAGGAGCUUUUGAAGUGCUACUUAUCGCUCAAUGAGGCGGAGCACCAUAACGUUAUUGUAGAUGUCUUCACUGAUGUUUGGCACGAGAUUUUCGAAAGCAAAAUUUAGGAGCUUCUUGGUAAGGGUAUUCAAACGUUGCCCUGUUCAGAGAAAAGAUCUUUUGUGAGCGGGGUCAAAGAAAAGAUCGUUCCUCGCCGUUCAGAGAAGAUCCAUGCACUGGAAAGUUCCGACAUUUCUUUCAGGGACAGGUGUUCAGCGUGUGAUGAAUUGGUGUUUUGGAAGCACUUUCGUCUCGACACACCAUCAUUCAACUUCACAAGGGUAUGUGUGCACACCCUUAAAACGCUGGAAUUCCACAUAUAUUGCCCUCCGAAACGCUCAUUUUCUCAUUCUGGAAUGCACGUAUAUUGUGAUUUAGCAGCAUAAGUGGAAGUUCAUUGGACAUUCGAAAACAGGGAUGUGUACUAUAAUAGGAUAAAGACAUGAAGAUUCUCAUUUUUUUCCACGCUGGAGCAAAAGCAGUGGACCGUGAAAAUAGGAUUUUAUCAAAGGAUUCGGACUCAAACGCUGGCUUUCUCUGCAUGUAGGGAGGAAGAUUAGUAGACACUUAUUCAAGUAGUGGCCUUCAGAGGAAUUGGGUGAAAAAAGUUGAACGGAAUCAUGUUAGAGUGAUACUUUGCUUCCAAGGCAUUGAAUUCUGAAACCAUAAGAUAUUGGUGAAUUGGUGUUGGGCGAUGCCAUGACAAGGAUAGCAUCCUCCAUUUCAGCUGUGAAGAAGCUGUUCUAGCCUCACCUCUAUUCGGAUCCAAGUGACAGAAACCUGUGAAAAUGGCUUUCAAUCAAUUCGACGAUCAAAUUCUUAGUCUGAUUUUGCUACUGUAUUCUGAAAUACAUGUGUAUUUUUUUUCCAAAAUUUAGGUGAAUUUUCCAAUUCAUGAGUAACA